Molecule: messenger RNA, 3129 nt
Organism: Schistocerca americana (American grasshopper)
Lineage: Eukaryota; Metazoa; Arthropoda; Insecta; Orthoptera; Acrididae
Gene: m
Exons: 9
Coding region: 299-1954 (551 amino acids)
Source: RefSeq, a predicted model, not a curated record
CCGCUCAGUCUGUGUCGCGAGCACAUGUGGGCCAGUCGGCAGCCGGGCUCCGGGCACCGCGCAGCUACCGCCACCAGUCACUGGCCGCCCGUUAUGCGGCACCGCAAGUAGCACACGCAGCUCGCCUCGCACACAGCUCGCGGACGCUCCGCCACGCCACGCGACGAGUGCCGACCACAGCGCGACGUAACGAGCCGACGGAGCAGCAGCGAGCCGCUAAGGACCCAGCCAUGCGCCGCAGACAUCAGUCGCCGUGCUUCUAACAAGGUAUGUACAACGCAACAUCAGAGCUGUCCGGAUGGGGCUGGCUGUAAAUAAUUCAUCGACGAAGGUGGAGAGCGAGGCUGCGGCUACGAUGAGGAGCGGCGUGACGGAGUGGCGGCCCCGCACGCUGGCCGCCUCCGCGGCCCUGCAGCCCGGCCCCUGCCUCCGCCUCUGCCUGCUGGCGCUGCUCCUUGCCGCGGGCGCACAGGCGAGCUCGGACCUGUGGCCGCUGGAGAGGCCGGAGGGCAUGCCGGCCAUCCAGUCGCUGGAGGUGAUGUGCGGCAAGGACCACAUGGACGUGCACCUGUCCUUCACGCAGCCGUUCGAGGGCAUCGUGUCGUCCAAGGGGCAGUACGCAGACCCGCGCUGCGUCUACGUGCCGCCCUCCACUGGCAAGACCUUCUUCUCGUUCCGCAUCGCGUACGAGCGCUGCGGCACCAAGCCAGACCUGCACGGCCAGUUCUAUGAGAACACAGUCGUCGUGCAGUACGACAAGGACCUGCUCGAGGUGUGGGAUGAAGCGAAGCGUCUGCGCUGUGAGUGGUUCAAUGACUACGAGAAGACAGCAUCCAAACCACCUAUGGUCAUCGCUGACCUAGAUGUCAUCCAGCUUGACUUUCGUGGGGACAAUGUUGACUGCUGGAUGGAAAUACAGCAUGGAAAGGGUCCUUGGGCACCACCUGUAAGUGGUAUUGUUCCAUUAGGAUCAACACUAACACUUGUUGUGGCUAUAAACGAUUAUAGAGGUGAAUUUGAUAUGAGGGUGAAGUCCUGUGUAGCAUCAGAUGGAGGAGGCCAUGUUAUUCAGCUCUCAGAUGAGCAUGGGUGUGUACUUAGGCCAAAAAUGAUUUCAAGAUUUUUGAAGGCACGUACAGCAGAUGAGAGGGCUACAGUCAUCACAUAUGCCUUCUUUCAUGCCUUCAAAUUCCCUGAUGCUCUGAGUGUUCACAUAAAAUGCAAGGUGGAGAUAUGCCGCCAUGGGUGUCCAGAGCACUGCCAACAUGGUCCAUCUGAGAGACGUGACACUGCCGUCCCUGCUCCGUCCGCACCACCUGAAUUACUGUUGUAUGAUGAGCUGGUGUCUGAUGGAACACCUGCUUUUGCAGAUGAGCCGGCAGUGCACAUGGCAGGCAACAAGGGAGCAACAAUUCCAAGGCAACCUUUUCAGGAACAGCCACAUCCUGGACACCGUGAUGGUCAAGAACGUUUUCCACACGGGCCUCGCACUCUCAGAAGCACCGGAUUUGCAAGACCACGCCGUUCUGUAGCUGUACCAGCAGGAGGCAAUGCUGAUGUUGGUGUCAGUGGGCUGUAUGAUGUCGUGUCAGAGGCAGACCUAGCCUUUACACCUGACUCACGACCCGAGGCAGUAACAGUAUUUCAAGGACGAACACGUGAAGAGGAGGUAGUGUAUGGAGUCUGCCUGCCUGUGCCAGGAUUUGGAGCACUGUUUGCACUGGCAGCCCUUUCCGCUGUAGCAGCUGCUUUAGUCGCUGGGGCUUUGCUAUACCGGUACCAGGUGCGGCGUGAGACUGCGGCAGCAGCCCAAACAUCAGGCAGCAACAAUACAGGAGGACGUAGCAUUGGCCGCCAGGCAAAUGGCGUGCCACUUGAUGCUCUCGGUCCACAGCCACAGGCACAUGUGCAGAGAGCACACCGAUCUUCUGGACAGUCAGAAACAAGUGGUUGAAUAGUACAGUGUGUAACUGUGUCUGAAUCACAAUUAAAACAUGUCGCAGUACUGCAGUACACACAACAGAUGAAGAGCGCAAAAAACAUUGAUUCCAAUUAACAUAAACUGCAUUAUGUGAACUGGUGUGACUGAAAUACUCUUUGUGUCAGUACAGCAUCAAAAUAAGCAGCCAGUAUCUUAUAUUAUUGGACAGGAGAUAAGGCUGCCAAUAAGAGACGUGCACAUAAUUUAUGACAAAGCCAAAUCCUUACACAAAAAGUAGAUGUUUGUACAGAACUUUCAAAGAUGUAGAAAAUUAAAAUCAGUUAUAUGCGUGUAUAUAUUAUAUAUUUACCUCUAAUGUAAACGUCAAUCUAUCUCCCCCCCCCCCCCCCCCCUCUCUCUCUCUCUCUCUCUCUCUCUCUCUCUCUCUCUCUCUCUCUCUCUCUCCCUCCCUCUCUCCCUCCCCCCACCACCACCACCCCCACAAUAUGGGAAUCAUUCUUAUUAUGACUGCCAGUAACCAUUUCACAAGUGAAUGACUUAAACUUUACCAAGGAUUUCAUACAAGAAUAGCAUUGGUAUGAUAUUACAAAACUUACAUGACAAACAUUUACUGUUGAAUAACAGAAUAUAGAUGAAAACAACAUUUGACAGAAGAUGCAGCUAGUGAUGAAUAUUUUAUGCUGGUUAGACACUUUUUUGUGUGGUUUUAAUGGUUUGUAAUAGAUAUAUGCUUUCAUAGCAAUUGUUAGCAAAAAGGAUACAAUACUCCUCUUCUCUACUACACACAUCAUCCUAACACUAAUGGUCACUUACCUAGGACACACCUUUGCAUGGUGAUAUGACAAAGCUUGACUUGGUAUUAACUAUCUGGAUACCACUAGCAAACGGGGGAAAAGUCUAGGAUUAAUUGCUGAACAUUACAGGCAAACUAUAAAAAGUUCUGUGAUGCAGUUUUUAAUCAUCAGACUGUGCACCAAUGCCACAAAUUUCGAUCUUCUCUGUGAUCUCUCAUGGAUACUGAUGACCUCACUAUUUAUGAGUCAUUCAUUACUCUCACUCUGCCUCUGGUAGCUGAGUGGUCAGCGCGAUGUAAUGUCAUACCUAACAGCCCGGGUUCGAUUCCCAGCUGGGUCAGAGAUUUUUUUCCAAUCAGGGACUGGGUGUCGUGUUGUCCUUACCAUCAUCAU